Messenger RNA from Pecten maximus, 2335 nucleotides. RefSeq names its product ras-related protein Rab-7L1-like. NCBI's taxonomy places the organism in Eukaryota, Metazoa, Mollusca, Bivalvia, Pectinida, Pectinidae. The transcript is spliced from 6 exons. Gene Ontology annotation, cellular component: trans-Golgi network; Golgi apparatus; vesicle. Gene Ontology annotation, biological process: vesicle-mediated transport. The record is from RefSeq and is a predicted model, not a curated record. Gene Ontology annotation, molecular function: GTP binding; GTPase activity. Bases 257 to 892 code for a protein of 211 amino acids.
AUCAUGUGACACGUGAUUUGUUUAUGGUGCUAUACUAUAUACUUCACAUGUGAUCUUCAAUGCGAAGUGUGGGAGAUCGAUGCGGUACUGUCAUCUACUGGAAUCUGCACUAAGUUGUUAUAAACCGACAAUUUCCAAAAAGAGCUGACACUGAUGAACACCUCAGUAUAAUUCGUGUUUCACAAAGGAACUGUCUUAAUGAUGAUAGAUCAAUGUUGAUUCAAAGUACUAAAUAGAUACAACAGGAGUUAUAGACAUGACUGAAAUUCUCUUCAAGGUCAUUAUCAUAGGGGACCCGACGGUGGGUAAGACCUCGUUUGUACAGCGAUAUGUCAAUGAUUCGUACAGAAGGGAUUACAAGAUGACCAUUGGAGUUGACUUUGCCCUGAAAGUUGUGAAGUGGACAGAUACACAGACCAUAAAGCUUCAGAUAUGGGAUAUAGCAGGACAGGAAAGAUUUACAUCCAUGACCAGGGUGUACUACAAAGAUGCUCAUGCCUGUAUCAUAGUGUUUGACCUCACACAAAGGUCAACAUUUCAAAAUGCUGUCAAGUGGAAAAAAGACCUGGAUGCCAAAUGUUCUUUGCCUGAUGGCUCCACUGUGCCAUGUUUGUUACUGGCUAACAAGUGUGACCUGAGCCACAGAGAGGUUGAACAGAAUGAAAUUGAGGACAUGUGUAAAGAGCAUGACUUUGUUGGGUGGACAGAAACCUCUGUGAAGGAGGGCCUUAUGAUAGAGGAAUCUAUGAGGUUUCUGAUGGAAGAGAUGAUGACCAAACAUUCUGAGAUGGACGGAUUCUCCGAAUCAAUGCGACAGUCUGUUAGUCCAGGCACUGUACAUCUCAAGUCUCAGACUGUGAACCCUACUGAAGAGUCAGGCUGCGGCUGCUGACCCUAGCUCCAAUAGAUGACAGAUGUGUCUGAAUUUGUGAACAUUUUUUGUUAGUGCUCUGAAAAUGAUGAGGAAUGCUGAAAAAAAACAGCUGUGUCAUUCUCACUAUUUGAUGUAGUGAAGAUAGUGUUGUGUAUACGUUUGUAUGUAUGAGACCUUAUAACAUACGAUAUUACUGUAUGGUGUAUGUACGAGACCUUAUAACAUACGAUAUCACUGGUAUGGAAACCUGGAUCACUUGGGGAGGAGUCUUAGGUUCAUAAAUGGGUUGUGAUAUUGUUGUUUACUAUGGAGUAUUGAUGUAAUGUGUAUAAGAAAGGUCCAGAUUUGUCACACCUGUUAUUGUCUGGAUUUCACUGUUCAAGGAUAAUCAGUUAAAUAUAGCAGAGGUUGUCAGGGUUACAGAGACUCUUUCCUCGAAAGACUAAUGAUGUACACCUCUGUCACGUCGAUCUAAUGAUGUACACCUCUGUCACGUCGAUCUAAUGAUGUACACCUCUGUCACGUCGAUCUAAUGAUGUACACCUCUCUCACGUCGAUCUAAUGAUGUACACCUCUGUCACGUCGAUCUAAUGAUGUUCACCUCUCUCAUGUCGAUAGUACUCUGACAUUGGCUCUCCUCAUGCUAACACACAAGAGUGACACGUGAGAUAUUGGCUCCCCUCGUGCUAACACACGAGAGUGACACGUGAGAGGUGACUGUGAGAGGGUACAUGUGUAAAACAAGUCUUACCUUGAUUCUAAAACAAACAAUGAGAUACAUGUACCUGUUUGUACAUUUCACCAUGUUUUAAUCAAACAACACUUUUUAUAUGUCCGUCAAAUUUGAUGGUAUUAUGGUAUGGCGUAGUCCAUUCGUCCAUCUGGUAUAAACUUUAGUUCGUCUCAAAAUCUCCUCUUACAUUUUUCAACCAAUCUUAGUGAAACUUAAUAAUUAUGCAUUAUAAUCAUGAUAUUCAGUUGUGUUUCCCUGAAAGGAUUUUAAUUAAUUUAAUUUUAAUAAAUCAUCCUUAGAGUACAAAACAGGAUUUUGAUCAAUUUUAAGUUUAAUCUUUCCUAGAGUACAAAACAAAGGAUCUCGUUAUAUAUUGGGAUAACUUACAACCACGAGGUGUGGAUUAGUCUUUUAUAUUAAAUUGAUUGAUGUAUAUCACCACAGAGACCUCCUAUGUACAACUUACAUAUCAAACCAAUAUCCCAGAGUGAUAAUUAGUGAAACAGAGAUGUUUACUUUAUAGAUGUAGAAAGUACUUAAUAUAUAUAUUCUUGUUUAAAUUAGUGAAUUUUUACAAUUUUAAUAUAUCAGAAUUAAAGUAGAACAAAUUUAUUCAGAUCACAAUAAAAAAAAAUGGAGCCUCCACAAAGAUAUACUUUGGAAAACUGUAGUGAAAUGCAUAAUGUGUUAUUUUUAUCUUCCCAGACUGUUUUGUUGAAACUUUAAAG